CCUGUAAAGGAAGCAAUACAACAUACUGUAUUAAAUAGAAGACACAUAUAAAACAAUACCUGUGAGUAAAAGUUCAGGGCGAAUUAUUCCCACAACGGAUUGAGGAACCCGGAAACAGUUAGUCUCAUUGCUUUCAAAUUAAAAUGAGAAAUUAAUUUGACAGUUCACUUUUAUUUGAACAUGUUGAUUAUCGAUUCGAGGUUCUUUCUAUUGAGGGGAAUUAUUACAUUUGCAUUUAAAAAGAGCAAUUCCAUUUUCAAUUUUCUUUCCUCUGCCUUGAACGAAAGUUUAAGAAAACUAACAUCGUUUUUUAUUAAUUAUCCAUUUGAAUAAAAGGUCACAAGCCAGGGAAAAAACCGUUAAAAGUCCUAGGAGCGUUUCAAUGUCAACAUCAUGUUGCAACAUAUUUUGUUUAAGAUAAAUGUGGUCUAGGGAUCUGAAUUGCGGAUGACGUUUUACUGUGAAAAUAUUGCACCGGAACCGAUCAGAAGACGUUUUGUUGUCGUUGUGAGAGAAAACAGUAAAGGCACGUGUUAUAAAUUCAGUUUAAGGUAACAUUUAGUUUUAUGUCCAGUGAGUAACGGUACAAAAACUACUCCAGUUUUCACGGGACGAGCCAGCCAGGGGCAGUUUAGGUUGUAUCUUUGACGUCAUUUGAGAUGAAGCCUCCUCCUCGUAAACGCAACAAAAAGAAUCUGAGUAUUGAACCACCAUCGGCUCCACGGAAAGGGUCCGGUACCUGGCAGCGGCUCGAGCAGAAGAAGCUCCUGAACGCCCUGACGGAACUCGGCAAGACCAACAACGUCAACGAAGACAUUGACUGUGAAUUCCUGAGAAAACAUGUCCGCACCCGCUCCAUUUCAGAGAUCAGCACUAUGGUGGAACUUCUGAAGAGCCAGGUGAUCUCCUUUGCCACCUUAGAACUGAAGAAGAAGAUGCAGGAGGAGAAGGGCAGGAAGCCCAUCGAGGAGUGGACACGCAUGGCCUCUCUGGUGGCUGGAGCCCAGGAAGAAACCGUUUCAGAUGCUUUCUCUCAGAUGCUCACAGUGUGCUCCACAGAGCCUAACACCCUGAGGUACUCCAACCCCCCCCAGGUCUACAGACCCCCCCCUGUAGGAUGCACCGUCCCUCUGAGGCCAGUUCCCCAUCAGCCAGUCAAAGUUGAGAAGUUCAGAACCAACACAGCCCGUCCAAUCAGAGCACUGAAGAGUCCAGUAGCAGCCAUGAGCCGAGGAGUGACCCCACGACCGCUCUCUACUGCAGCUGGAGCCUCACCUGCUCCCCCCCCCACCUCUCAGUCUGCGCAGCCCUCAGAGCGACCCCCCACCACCACCACCACCUCGUCGUCAGAGUCCCCCUCAUCCAGUCCUCACACGUCUCCCACCAACCGAGCUCCAGCCCCCAGUCCUGCACCAUCCUCGGGGGCUUCCUCCUCCACCCCCGUGCGGCAAUUCCACUCCAAGCUAACCAGCAAAUUAGCCCUCAAGUGCACUCCCUCUGUGGGCGCGCAGAGCGUGGUGCACUUUGAGAGGAUCUAUCACUACCUGAGUAUCAUCAACAGCCCCGGCGAGAGCUGUACCCUCACGGCUAUGGAGAGUGCGAUAGUGUUGGACCUGUUGAUGUCUCUUCCUGAGGAGCUGCCCCUGCUGGACUGCAGCAAACUGAAGAAACAUCUGCUCCAGGUGUACCGAUUUCUCUCCUCCACCGCUGACUCUAAGAUGGCCAGAGAAAUGUUGAAAGAGCUGAAGGGGGGACUCUGUGUUCAGACAGACGGCACCAGAACAAACGGAGAGCAGAACGCCGCUGGGUCAGCUGACAGCAGUGAUGUCACGGACAGUGGAGAAAAGAGACUGCAGCCAGAGGAAGCUGAGAGCCAAUCAUCAGGGAGCAAUAACGCCACCGGCCAAUCAGGGGAUCUGGACUUAACGGGACUCUGUCCGCCCCUCAACCCAUUUAUGGUACCUCUGAAACUCUUACAGCGCAAAUAGGCAGUUUAAAAUGUGUUUUCUUUAAUACUUGGUAUUGAUAGUUCAUGAUUUAAAUGUAAAUGUUGUCUUUUUUUUAGCUGCUUUUGUUAAGACAACAAUAAACACUGAUGCAUCAACAA
This is a messenger RNA of Gymnodraco acuticeps, 2107 nucleotides long. It is a transcript of the gene snapc2, whose product is annotated as small nuclear RNA activating complex, polypeptide 2. The record is from RefSeq and is a predicted model, not a curated record. Gene Ontology annotation, biological process: snRNA transcription. Bases 660 to 1988 code for a protein of 442 amino acids. Lineage: Eukaryota; Metazoa; Chordata; Actinopteri; Perciformes; Bathydraconidae. The transcript has 7 exons. Gene Ontology annotation, cellular component: nuclear body. Gene Ontology annotation, molecular function: RNA polymerase II general transcription initiation factor activity.